ACUUCUGUAAGGCUGGCAUUGGAGGCCCUGGGAAUUCUAUUCUCACCGCUUUCUGGGUAAUUCAAAGCCACAAAAGUACUGACUGAAGUGAAGUUGUGGGGACAUAUAUGCAACCUUGAAAUGCAUUAAAGAAUGGAUAUAAAGUGAGGAAAAGAAAAAAACUGGUGUAAACCACUAUGGAGAGAAGGGCAGGAAGGCAACAAAGAGCUAGAAUAAGGUGCGUAGACAAGAAAAUUACUUUGGGAGUUGGAGAGACUUGAUGAAAAAGAUCUAGCUGAGAGUGUAGAAAACCAUGAUUUUCUAGGAGUGAAAGGGAACAAUCAAUGAAAGAGAAUCCUGAGGGAGGUUAGAAGAGUGUGAUAAUUCAUCUUGAGCAACAGGAAGGACAGUGUGUUGGGAAGUAAGAAGAGUGCAGCUAUAAAUAAAAUUAUGCAUGUUAGGAAAGGACAAUAGAUGAAGUUGAUUUCUUCUCACCUAAUAAUCUCAAUUUACUCUUUGAGCUGAGGGCUAAAACAAAUAGUCUUCUGAGAAAAGUGGUGGAUGGGGAGCAGGAGAGAGAGGAAGAAGCUUUAGCAGAAUAGUAAAGGGGCUGAUUAGCCACCAUGGGAAUAGGAGAAGAUACUAAUCAGGUUCAUGCAAAAAGAGGGUAGAGGAAAAUAAUCUUAGACUGGAGAUUAUUAAUUUCCACUUGUGCCAUUUCAAAUACACACUAGUAUUUUAACAGGAUAAUUGAGCCAUUUGGAUAGUAAGAAAGAAAAUGUGCUGUGGACUUAACCUGGGAUUAGGGCCUUGCCAGGCUGGUGCAGCAGGAGAAUAGGGAACAAAGGAGUUCUGUAUUCUUGUGUAAGAGUGGAUAAUUUGGCCAACUAUUUAAUCUGGGUUAGACACAGGAGGAAAUAAGAUGAGGGAGGGUGCUAUGUGAGACUAGGAGAAAUGGAAGCAUUAGAUAUUGAAUUUUUCUGGAAAUGUAUGGUGCAAGUUAGUAUAGUGCAAUUUGUAGUGAAGCUCAGUCAUUAUGUUAGAGAAAGAAAACCAUUUGAAGAGUUAGGAAUUGAUGAGGGUUGGCAGAUAGUACAAAAUUGAAAAAUACUGGAAUAAGAAAUAGGUUAAUGGAUGCAGAUUAUCAGCAGAAGUGAAUGCUGUUAGUUGCUGCAUAUGAAGUUGCUUUGGAAAAGUGCAAAACUGCUAUAACUUUUUUAUAACAUUUCAUGUUUCAUAAAUGAAAUCAUCUUUGACUCCUCAAGCAGUCUUCAAAAUUGCUCAAUUCCAUAUCUGACUUUUACUUUAAGUUCUAAUCUAACAGGGUGUCCAACUAUUCCCUUUGCUUUGGACUGUCACAGGUUUAGCACUGAAAAUACUAUGUCCCAAAAAACCCUCAGUCACAGGCAAACCUCAACUGUUGGUCUUCCUACAUACUCCCAAAGUGAUUUGGAUUCCCUGUGUCCCAUUUCUUCAAUUCAUCUUCCACAUGGUUGCCACCGUGACCUUUCUAUUUUUUAUUUAUUCAUUUUUAAAGUAUUAUUUGUUUUUGAGACAGGGUCUUGCUCUGUCACCCAGGCUGGAGUGUAGUGGUGCAAUCUCAACUCACUGCAACAUCUGCCUCCCCGGCUCAAGUGAUCCUCCCACCUCAGCCUCCUGAGUGGCUGGGACCACAUAGGCACGCCACCGCACCCAGCUAAUUUUUAUAUUUUUUUGUAGAGAUGAGGUUUCACCAUGUUACCGAGGCUGGUCUCAAACACCUGAGUUCAAGCGAUCCACCCACCUGGGCAUCCCAAUGUGCUGGGUUUACAGGUGUGAGCCACCGCACCUGGCCAGCAGCCUGAUCUUUCUAAAACACAAGUAUGGUGAUAUUGCAUCUCUUUACAGAAUCCUUUGAUGAUUCAUCAUGAAGUGCAUUAAAAAUCUUUCAUGACCCGGUCCCAUCUACCUUUAUAGUCUCUUUUCCCUUUCACUAGCUUCCUUCAAUCAUACCUCCCAUUUCACCCUCCUCACCAUGUUAACCUAUUCACCAGGUGGGAUAGAAUUGUUAUUUUUCCUUUCGAUAUAUCAUUUAUUUUUUUACUUUGGGACCCUUGGAUGUUAUUUAUCCGUCCCUGGAAACCUUUCCCAUCUUUUCUUCUCCAAAAUCCUGCCCAUUCCCAAAACUGCUUAUUAAAAAAUUGACUUCCAAUCUUUCUGUUCUAUGCAGGCUUUAUUUCCGCUUCCACAGAAAUGUCUUUGUUACCUCUUUCAUGAAAUGUUUCUGAAAUCCCUUAUGGUUAGUUACUUACGGCUAUCCCACGUGACUGUAAACUUAUUGAAGGCAACAACCAUGGAUUAUUUUUCUCUGGAAUUUCCCAUUCCACUCCAUCAUCCUUUGCAAUUAGCAUAUAGGACACCCACAUAGCAGAAUGUCUACUUGGAUGAAAUCACAAACUCUUAAGAUUCAGAUGAAUUAUACUAAUAAUAACCAGUAGAAACGGUCAUGCUUAUGGAGAAUUUUUGAAGAGAUCAACUUGACCUCAGCUUUUAAAGGUUGCUAGGAUUUAAAGAGAACAAUGGAUAAUUCAGACAAAGUGAGGUUAACUUUAAGUUUAUCUCUUCCCCCGCCACCCUCUUUAUUUUUCUCUCCAUCAGCGGCAGAAAAUGGGGACAGGAGUGGAGAGAAAAAUAAAGAUGGUGGUGAGGGAAGAGAUAAAGUUAAAGUUUACCUCACAUUUCCUGAAUUAUCCAUUGUUCUAUUUAAAUCCUAUAUAUUAUCUUUAGCAGCUAAAAUAGUACUGGUAUCUCUCCUAAUUAAUUCACAGGAAUGAUGCUGUGCCAACAUGAGGGAUUCUCAUCACCUGUGCCAUUCACUUCAAUUGUUGCUAUUCAAUGAUUGUGAUGUUAGAGAUUUUUAAAUGUUACCCCUAUGGGGGCCAUAGGCUCUUGGCCCUCUCAAGGUUUGCUACAAAAUCACUGGCAUGAGGCAGAUUGAUUAAUAUGAGAUAAGGAAUACAAAUUUAUUUAAAGUAUAUACACAUGAGCCUUCAGAAUGAAGACUCAAUUUCCCAAUAGGUAAGAAAAGCUUAUAUACCAUUUUGAAAUUACAGAAUAAAUGUGAACUCAGAGUAUGUUCAAAAACAGUUUUGGGUGGCAAGGCAAGUUAUUGGAGGAAGGAAGUAAGAGGCUUGGUAACAAAGUUGGCCUCGUUAUAGAUGAAACCUCUGUCAGAGAGAACAGAUGGUAAAUGUUUCUUUUCUAACUUUUAAAGAUGUCAGGCUCAAUCUCUCCUGGAUCUGAGAAAAGCAACGGGGAGGCAUGGCUACAUUAAUGGAGAUUCUUUGCAAAUGCAAAUUUUCCCUACCUCAGUCUGUGAGCCCUGAGGCAAUCAUUUCAAAAUAUUUUAAAGAAAUAUAUUUUAGGGUAAAAUAUUUUUAUUUCCUUCACCUUUAAAAGACAGGAAGUUUCUCAGGGACACAGAUCAUUGUGGAUAAUUCUAUAUUCUCCGUAGUACCUAACAAAUAGCUCAUAGGAUGGGGCUUAUUGAAUAUAUGCUGAUUGAGUGUGGGCUUUAAAGCAGCCAAAGUCCUCAAAAAGCCAUGGAAAAGUAAAUAGAGUUAUUUCCCUUUAUGUUUUCUUUUCAAAUGUAGAGAGCUUUAGUGAUUAUAGACGCAGCCUCCUCACUCCCAUUUCAGGUCCCACGUGUAGGUGGAUAACAAGUCAUUUUCUGAUUUCCUUCACAGAAUGACAACCAACAAAAAUAAAAGGUUGAGAUAACUUUGAAAGCAAAUCAUGAAACCGUCCUUUUCCUGAGGUCCAGAAAAUAGUAUUGAUGGUACCCUGAGACCUUGGACUGUGCUAGUUUCUACCCAUAGGAUAUGUCUGACCACCUGUGAUUUCUAAAUUGAUUUCUUUUUUCUCAGGCCUCUACAGGUAUUGCUUUUCUGAGGUGAAAAGGAUAGGUGCAGGGAAUAUUGAUAGGAGAAGCCCAAGUCAGAAGACAACAUUUUAGGGAAAUAGUCGGCAUCAGAAAUGUACUAGUUGAUAUAUCAAGGUUUUUAAUUUAUGCUUAAUACUUCUAAACAGAAACUUUGAACUAUUGUGUAAGCAGUUCAGUUCAAUUAUACUUUUUAUAUGUUCUUUGAAUGCUUACUAGGCUAGGUCCUGGCUAUAUGGUGAUGAACAAAGGAGAUCUUUUUGUGGCACUGAUGGACUUAACAGCACAGUGAGGGUAAUAAGCAAUAAACAAAUUAAAAAAAAACCCAAAUUACAAAUGUUGAUGCUACAAAGAGAAAGAACAGAUAGUGUGAGAGUGUGUAAUGAUGUAUAGGAUUACCUAGAUGGAGUGAGUGGUUAAGGUCUCUGAGACCCACAGAUUGAGAUUAAAAGGAACCAGACAUGUGAAUUUUGUGACGUCAGCACAACUUAUUUAACCUCUUUGAGCCUCAAUUUUCUCAUCUGCAAUGUGGAAAUAAUCAUAGGACUCCUGUGAGGAUGGAUGAGAUAAUGAAUAAAGUGUUUAGCCUGUAAAUAAAAGGCAGCCCUAAAUAAGUGGUAGUCAUACUUAAUGUUAAUGUUAGACAUGGUAUGGAGAAUGAACUUUAGGGGAAGGACUGGAAUGCAAACAGUUUAGUAAGGGAGCUGUUGCAAUAGCCAAUAGGGUUGAUGACAGCAGCCUGGAUUAGGAUGGUGACAGUAGAGGUGGAGAUAGAUUAGAGAGGAUUGUACAUGGAAGGAAGAAUUACCUGGGUUUUCUGGGUUUUUAUUGUCUACGGGAGGAAAUAUAGUGGCAAAGGUCAGAAUUACUCCCUAAUUUCCAGCUUGAGUGUCUGGGAGGGGAGUCAGGGCACUGACUGAAAAGGGAAGAACGGACUCAGGAAUGAAUCACCAAUCCCACAUCCCUAUGAGACAGGAACCAAGAAUAUGUCCAGAUUGGAGGGGAGAGAAUUUGGCAACACAAAGGGAGCAAACUGCCCACAAAUAGGCAACAAUAGAGCCAGAUUCGUAGAUAGAGAGAGGAAGAGAAAGACACACACACACACACACACACAGAGAGAGAGAGAGAGGGAUGGAGUGAGGGAACAGAGAGAAGGAGUAUACUCUGAUUUUAGUUUAGUCCUUCCAUUCAGGAUUUUCUUGUUAGUGGCUUCAUAGCUUCUCCUUUUUUACAUUUCAGAAAUGACACAAUUGUCCAUAGCAAGCUAAGUGUUCCCUCUAAGAGAGUCUAUGUUUCUGCUCAACCCCAAAUAAAUACCUUCUGCCUCUCCUCAUCAUGGGGAUUUUACAUCUAAAGGUCACUAAGAAGAUUUGGGGGAAAAAAAAGCCCUUCUUACCUUCCCUUCAGUCUGAAGCAACAAAGAGGUUUUUGGAAACAAGCCAUGCAAAUCUCUAAGCUCACAAUGAACUGUGAAUUGCAGAAGCAUAAGAACCCACAUUAAAAAAAAAAAAAAAAAAAAAAAGGUGUGAACUUGACCUCUAGCUUGCUGUUCUGGCAUAAUUGGGCUCUGUUAUUUAACAGGGAGGUGUGAACAGAACAUGCCCCUUUUGUAAGUGAAACUUUCUGCACCAGUGAAGCUGAAACAAAUAGCCAUUUCUUUUAAGUGCAAAAGUGGAAGUGUGACUGCAGGAGAGUAGGGUUAUGAACAAUUCUUAGUUCUUGAAAUUGUAAUGCACGGAUGAAUCUUUCUUUGCUCUCUCACUGCCUGUGUGUGGACAAUAGUUGAUAGUAGAAGCAGGUGCCAACACUAAAGUCAAAGUAGGUGGUAGGGUGGGAACAGUGUGGCAUAAGUAGGGACAGGUGUUUAGUUCUAUUCUGACUGUCCAUCUAGAGGAAUUCUAGUGUUAUAUAAGUUCCUACUAUGGGAUUAGAAUGGUUCUGCCACAAUGUGCUCUUCACAUGUCACAGUGAAAUCGAAAUAAUGUCUUUUGUAGCAACAUGGAUGGACCUGGAGGCCAUUAUUCUAAGUGAAGUAACACAAGAGUAGAAAACCAAAAACCAGGUAUUCUCACUUAUAAGUGAGAGUAUGCAAAGGCAUGUGGAGUGAUAGUUAAGACAGCCAAAUUCUACUAAGUAGUCCCUCCUAGUCAGGGAGAGGAAAGAGGCAUAGUGGAAAUACCAUAGGCUUCAGAGCAAGCCAGGAAUGAUAGUAAAUCCUAUCUUUACCAUUUUCUAGCUUUACUACUUAAGGCAAUUUACUGAAUGUCUCUGAAGCUCAGUUUUUUCAUCUAGAUCAUAGGGUGAUAAUAGUUCCUACAUCUUAGGACAGUAGUGAAAAUUAAAUUAAAUAAAUGCACUUGAAAACUUCCAUUACAGAUUUUGGGAUACAUCCUUGAUCGUCACCACAUGAUAAUUAUUUCCUGCCUUUCCAUUUGUGAGAGUCCCUUCCACCCUCCAUUCUAAGUAACACAUACAUAAACAAGAUGAUUGCAUGACUAUUUAAGAAGUAUCACAGAUAAGAGGGAAAAUAGGGAGAUGGAAUAGAACAGAGAGAAAGCAAAAGUUUUAUUUACAGUAACAGCAGCUCAUAACAUCCACACUCUUUUAUCUGUGAAUUCAUCACUUGAGGCUCUGUUUUUGUUAGCACAGCUCUAUCUCCUGGAGCAGGACUCAACAUGACAUAGGAAGCCAUUCUGCUACUUAUGGGGAGAAUCUAAAACCAGCUUGAAAUACAGUUAACAUUCCUGCAAUAUGCACAGAAGGAACCAUAAAUCCAUGGCUAAUCUUGACAAAUAUACUGAAACAUUCAAGAUGGGUAGCAACAGUACCAUCACUGCUGAGAUUUACUGUAAUGUCACUAAUGUGAAAUUUCAAUACUCCCUUUAUGCAACCACCUAUAUCCUCAUAUUCAUUCCUGGUCUUCUGGCUAACAGUGCAGCCUUGUGGGUUCUGUGCCGCUUCAUCAGCGAGAAAAAUAAAGCCAUCAUUUUCAUGAUCAACCUCUCUGUGGCUGACCUUGCUCACGUAUUAUCUUUACCCCUCCGGAUUUACUAUUACAUCAGCCACCACUGGCCUUUCCAGAGAGCUCUUUGCCUGCUCUGCUUCUACCUGAAGUAUCUCAACAUGUAUGCCAGCAUUUGUUUCCUGACGUGCAUCAGUCUUCAACGGUGCUUUUUUCUCCUCAAGCCCUUCAGGGCCAGAGACUGGAAGCGUAGGUACGAUGUGGGCAUCAGUGCUGCCAUCUGGAUCAUUGUGGGGACUGCCUGUUUGCCAUUUCCCAUCCUGAGAAGCACAGACUUAAGCAACAACAAGUCCUGCUUUGCUGAUCUUGGAUACAAGCAAAUGAAUGCAGUUGCAUUGGUCGGGAUGGUUACAGUUGCUGAGCUUGCAGGAUUUGUGAUCCCAGUGAUCAUCAUCGCAUGGUGUACCUGGAAGACUACUAUAUCCUUGAGACAGCCACCAAUGGCUUUCCAAGGGAUCAGUGAGAGGCAGAAAGCACUGCGGAUGGUGUUCAUGUGUACUGCAGUCUUCUUCAUCUGCUUCACUCCCUAUCAUAUUAACUUUAUUCUUUACACCAUGGUAAAGGAAACCAUCAUUAGCAGUUGUCCCAUUGUCCGAAUCGCACUGUAUUUCCACCCUUUUUGCCUGUGCCUUGCAAGUCUCUGCUGCCUUUUGGAUCCAAUUCUUUAUUACUUUAUGGCUUCAGAGUUUCGUGACCAACUAUCCCGCCAAGGCAGUUCUGUGACUCGCUCCCGUCUCAUGAGCAAGGAGAGUGGUUCAUCAAUGAUUAGCUAAAAUUCAGAUAUCCCUUUAAUUAUGACUUUGUUUACCUACGUUCCUUGUCUUUUUCCAAAGGCCAGAAUUGCCAACCAAUUUCUUUAACUGAACCUUGUAAAGAACAGAAAUAAGUAUUUUUUGUGGAAUAUUCACAGUCAACAGGGGUGUGAUGGUGAAGGCAGAGUGUGAAAAACGUGACAGAGGAAGAGAAAAUAGAUUUACCUGAUUCCUCUUUGAAAUUCAAGCCAGUUUCUUAUUUAAGAAACCUAGAUCAAGUUUUUACAGAUCUAAAUAAAAGUUGAAUAGUUUACCUUAAGUUUUGUUCAAUAAGUAAGUUAUUGUUAAUAAUGCACAGUAAAUAUGUGAAUUUUUCCUAGCAUGUAAAAAAAAAUCUUUCAUAUAAAGACCUUAAAUUCUGAGUGAGAGUAAAAAUGUCUAGUCUUUCUAACAGGUAAAUUUUUCUAACAGGCAAGACAGUGUGAAGAACUGAAGCAAUAUGUGCAUAAAUUUCAGGACCACAAGGCUGUUAUUAAAGAAAAGGCAUGAAAUUCAUUCAUUCCCUGAAAA
Symphalangus syndactylus (siamang) is the source of this 8242-nucleotide messenger RNA. RefSeq names its product putative P2Y purinoceptor 10. Gene Ontology annotation, biological process: positive regulation of Rho protein signal transduction; phospholipase C-activating G protein-coupled receptor signaling pathway. Gene Ontology annotation, molecular function: G protein-coupled receptor activity. Gene Ontology annotation, cellular component: plasma membrane. Lineage: Eukaryota; Metazoa; Chordata; Mammalia; Primates; Hylobatidae. The record is from RefSeq and is a predicted model, not a curated record.